Rubroshorea leprosula is the source of this 2657-nucleotide messenger RNA. The record is from the annotation of a GenBank genome assembly. NCBI's taxonomy places the organism in Eukaryota, Viridiplantae, Streptophyta, Magnoliopsida, Malvales, Dipterocarpaceae.
UUCUUCUCUCUCAUUCCAGGAAGAAAAGGAAAUCCAAUUCCCACCUAUUCCUCCUCUUCCCUCUGUCCAGUAGUUGUAUUCAUCACUUCCAUUCUCUUCUCCAUUAUCUCUUUUUAUUAUUAUUAUUUUUAAUUUUGUAACAUGGAGAGUGAGAUGAUUAUUGACAAUGGCAAUGGCAAUCGCAACCAGAACGAUUCAUUCUGUGUUAGUCGUGACCCGCUUAACUGGGGUGGUGUGGCCGAGUCACUCAAGGGAAGCCAUUUGGAGGAAGUGAAGCGUAUGGUGGCAGAGUUUCAGAAGCCGCUGGUGAAGCUUGGUGGCGAGACCUUGACCAUAUCCCAGGUUGCUGCUAUAGCUACUCGUGAAUUGGAUGUUCAGGUGGAGCUGUCUGAGGCCGCCCGUGCCGGUGUCAAAGCCAGCAGCGACUGGGUCAUGGAAAGCAUGAACAAAGGGACAGAUAGUUAUGGCGUCACCACUGGAUUUGGUGCCACUUCUCAUAGGCGGACCAAACAAGGCGGUGCCCUUCAAAAGGAGCUCAUCAGAUUCUUGAACGCUGGAGUUUUUGGAAAUGGAACAGAGUCAUGCCAUACUCUGCCUCACUCAGCCAGCAGAGCAGCCAUGCUGGUCAGGAUCAACACCCUCCUCCAGGGAUACUCCGGCAUUCGAUUUGAAAUUUUAGAGGCAAUCACAAAGUUCCUCAACCAAAACAUCACUCCAUGCUUGCCACUCCGCGGCACAAUCACCGCCUCCGGCGAUCUCGUUCCCCUGUCCUACAUAGCUGGAUUGCUUACGGGCCGUCCAAAUUCUAAGUCCGUAGGACCCAACGGAGAAACCCUCAAUGCCCAGGAAGCCUUCCGGCUUGCUGGAAUCGAAUCGGGGUUCUUCGAAUUGCAGCCAAAGGAAGGGCUUGCUUUGGUCAAUGGCACUGCAGUUGGGUCCGGUUUGGCCUCAAUUGUUCUCUACGAAGCGAACAUACUCGCUGUCCUAUCGGAGAUUAUAUCGGCAAUUUUCGCUGAAGUGAUGAACGGGAAGCCCGAAUUCACAGACCACUUGACCCAUAAAUUGAAGCACCACCCCGGCCAAAUUGAAGCAGCCGCGAUAAUGGAGCACAUUCUCGACGGCAGCGCUUAUGUCAAAGCCGCCCAGAAAUUGCACGAAAUGGAUCCCCUGCAGAAGCCAAAACAGGAUCGCUACGCUCUGAGGACUUCUCCCCAAUGGCUUGGCCCCCAGAUUGAAGUGAUUCGAUUUGCAACGAAAUCAAUCGAAAGGGAAAUUAAUUCCGUCAACGACAACCCUCUGAUCGAUGUCUCCAGAAACAAGGCACUGCACGGCGGUAACUUCCAGGGGACCCCGAUUGGAGUCUCCAUGGACAAUUCCCGUCUGGCAAUUGCAUCCAUAGGAAAAUUGAUGUUUGCCCAAUUCUCGGAGCUCGUGAAUGAUUUUUAUAACAACGGGCUCCCGUCGAAUCUGUCCGGUGGCCGGAAUCCGAGCUUGGAUUAUGGUUUUAAGGGUGCUGAAAUUGCUAUGGCGUCUUACUGUUCUGAGCUCCAGUUUUUGGCUAAUCCAGUCACCAACCACGUCCAGAGCGCCGAACAGCACAACCAAGAUGUGAAUUCCUUGGGGCUAAUCUCCGCCCGAAAAACAGCGGAGGCUGUCGAUAUCUUGAAGCUGAUGUCCUCCACCUUCCUGGUAGCACUCUGCCAAGCCAUUGAUUUGAGGCAUUUGGAAGAGAAUCUGAGGAACACUGUGAAGAACACCGUAAGCCAGGUAGCCAAGAAAGUCCUGACCACCGGUGUCAAUGGCGAACUCCACCCUUCAAGAUUUUGCGAGAAGGAUUUACUCAAAGUGGUGGACCGUGAAUACGUCUUCGCAUACAUCGACGACCCCUGCAGCGAGACCUACCCACUGAUGCAAAAACUCCGUCAGGUCCUUGUGGAACACGCCAUGUCCAACGGCGAGAACGAGAAAAACGCCAGCACUUCCAUCUUCCAAAAGAUCGGAGCUUUUGAGGCAGAAUUGAAGACCCAUCUGCCAAAGGAGGUAGAGCAUGCCAGAGUUUCACUUGAGAGCGGAAAUCCAGCGAUCCCGAACAGGAUCAAGGAAUGCAGAUCUUAUCCCCUGUACAAGCUUGUGAGGGAGGAGCUAGGAACAGGGUUUCUAACAGGGGAGAAGGUCAGGUCUCCAGGGGAGGAGUUCGACAAGGUUUUCACAGCCAUCUGUGAAGGGAAGAUCGUCCAGCCCAUCCUGGAUUGUCUUAAAGAAUGGAAUGGUGCUCCUCUGCCGCUCUGCUAGUGAAUAAAAACAGUCCUCCUUCCAUUUACUUUGAUUCGAAUGUUAAAAUUUGUCAUCAAAUUAUAUAUUUUUUUUCUUAUAAUUUAAUAAAUAUUUUGGGUGUAACUUACUACUCAUGUACCAGAAGUUUUUUUUUUUUGAAAGGAAUGUACCAGAAGCCAAAAACACCGUCAAACCCCCUAAACAGAAUCAUUGUUAACAUCUUUAUAUUUUCUCUGCAGGUGAUGCAUUUGUCGGAGGAUUUCUUUCCCAGCUGGUUCAGGACAAGCCCACUGAAGAUUGUGUGAGAGCCGGUUGUUAUGCAGCCAAUGCUAUCAUCCAAAGGUCUGGCUGCACAUACCCAGAAAAGCCUGAUUUCAACUAAG